UCUGUGGCUCCAGCAGAAAUAUAUUUCGGUUGAUUGGUGGCCACCAUGUUGACUUUGUAAACGGUUCUCCGGUGCCAUUUUCCCGCACGCAGACUGUUCUUUCCGUGGAUGCACGGAGCGCGAGUGUACCGGUCAAAAUGGUUUAACAGUUCAAACAUGUCUGAGACCGAGCAGCAGUACAUGGAAACAUCGGAAAACGGCCACGAAGUCGACGAUGAUUUCAACGGAGCCGGCCUCGGCGAGGAGGGGAUCGAAGACAGCGCCGUGAAUGAGUGCGAGGAGGCUGCGGGGCCCGACGCGCAGGCUGACGCCGACGCCGAAGCGGACCUGGACGGGGAUUCGCAGAACGGCGGCAACGAGGGCGGACAGAUCGACGCCAGCAAAGGCGAGGAGGAUGCCGGGAAAAUGUUUGUUGGUGGUCUCAGCUGGGACACGAGCAAGAAGGAUCUUAAAGAUUACUUCUCCAAGUUCGGUGAAGUGACAGACUGCACUAUAAAGAUGGACCAGCAGACAGGCCGGUCAAGAGGCUUUGGCUUCAUUCUCUUUAAAGAGGCAGUCAGUGUAGAUAAGGUUCUUGAACAGAAGGAGCACAGGUUAGAUGGACGACAAAUUGACCCAAAGAAGGCCAUGGCCAUGAAGAAAGACCCGAUCAAGAAAAUCUUCGUGGGCGGCCUCAACCCUGAUACUUCAAAGGAGGUCAUUCAGGAGUACUUUGGAACCUUUGGAGAGAUCGAGACCAUUGAGCUUCCCCAAGAUCCAAAGACAGACAAGAGGAGAGGAUUCGUGUUCAUCACAUAUAAGGAAGAGGCUCCCCUCAAGGUUAUGGAGAAGAAGUACCAUAACGUUGGUGGAAGCAAGUGCGAAGUUAAAGUAGCCCAGCCCAAAGAGGUCUACCAGCAGCAGCAGUACGGUUCUCGUGGAUAUGUUGGACGUGGCAGGGCCCGUGGAGGCCAAGGCCAGAACUGGAAUCAAGGCUACAAUAACUACUGGAACCAGGGAUACAACCAGAACUAUGGUUAUGGACAGCAAGGAUACGGAUAUGGCGGCUAUGGCAACUAUGACUACUCUGCUGGUUAUUACGGCUAUGGGGGUGGCUACGACUACAACCAGGGCAAUACAAGCUAUGGGAAAACUCCAAGACGUGGAGGCCACCAGAGUAGCUACAAGCCAUACUGAUCACACGUAGUGCAGGUAUGCAUUUUUGCAUCAUCCGUGGUAGUAUGAGAACAUAGAUGUAACCAUUGGUGCCUUUUUGAUCCCAAAGAUCUCCAUCUACUCUAAAUCCAUUCGAGCAUUGUGGUGGGGUUAGGGUAGGCCGUGUUGUGGGGGUCUGUGAUCAUUAAAGAUGGAUUCAUUCCACCUGUCAGCCAUCUUAAGAUGCAUCUCUACAAACACUACUUGAUCACUAAGGGUUGAGUUGGUGGUGGUUGAGAACAGAAAUAAGGACCGUUUCACCUUUUCCACAUGGGUGCUUCAUGUAAUAGUUAGCGGUCGUGUCCCCCCCCCCUCCCAAAGUGUCUGUUCAUUCACUGACUUGUCAAACUCAUUCAUGCACCUGUCUGUCUUUGUGUAACAGCAUGCCAUAUUUGGUUUAUUCUAAGUAACGUUAAGCACCAUGUUUUUCUCUUAAGGUCUAAAGUAAAUAUGAAAGAGAGAUCCAUGGUCUGACCACAGCGAACAUGGGCUCUGGCUUUUCCUUUGGAGUUGGCAGAAAUUUGGACUCAUGCUCCAUUUGUACAGAUCAAGUGAGGAACUGGGGAAGCAAAUGUCACUUUUCCACUUUUUAUUUUAUAUUGUUUUGUGUCAUUUACAUUUCCAGUGAUGGAAGUGUUAUUUUUACUGUACUUUUUGGUACCCUUUUGAAUCUAAUGUAUUGUAUGGUUGUAUUUUUACAUGUCUACUGGAUUUACAGAUGAGCAGGAGCAAGAGCUUUUAAAGCUCACAAUAAAACAAGUUUGCUUUUUUUUUAUUUUAUUUUUUUGGGUGUUUCUAACUCUUUAGUUACUUUCUCCCGUGCUGAGUGUUGGAUGCGAGUUGCAUGGCUUCAUAUGUGGGGUGAGGUUAAAAUAAGGGAUUUAAACUAAUCAAAGGGUUCAUUGUCAAGUGAAUGUUUGCAGAUGGAAUAGUAGACGAAGAAAACCAGCAUCUUCUUUUUUUUGGCUUUUAAGGAGAUUCUUCCCCCACCAUGUUUGCAAUUUUAAGUGGCUUUACUAGUGUUAUUCAACUGAACGCAAGCCUGUUAAUGUAAGAGGGUAUUCCCUCUCUCACUGGAAACUCAUUCCUCUAGUGUCUUGGGCAAAUUGGUAGAAAUAAACUUUUGGUUUCUAUUA
This is a messenger RNA of Pleuronectes platessa (European plaice), 2330 nucleotides long. RefSeq names its product heterogeneous nuclear ribonucleoprotein A/Ba (gene hnrnpaba). The transcript is spliced from 8 exons. Gene Ontology annotation, biological process: regulation of gene expression. NCBI's taxonomy places the organism in Eukaryota, Metazoa, Chordata, Actinopteri, Pleuronectiformes, Pleuronectidae. Gene Ontology annotation, molecular function: RNA binding. Gene Ontology annotation, cellular component: nucleoplasm. Bases 109 to 1176 code for a protein of 355 amino acids. The record is from RefSeq and is a predicted model, not a curated record.